Molecule: messenger RNA, 1729 nt
Organism: Clarias gariepinus (North African catfish)
Lineage: Eukaryota; Metazoa; Chordata; Actinopteri; Siluriformes; Clariidae
Product: zinc finger protein 239-like
Exons: 2
Coding region: 100-1209 (369 amino acids)
Source: RefSeq, a predicted model, not a curated record
AACUCUCUGGGACAUGUAGACCAACAGGAUGGAGGAUUUCAAAUAAAGCCCGUAAAAUACUUGAAGUCUGAAAACGAAGCAUCCAUUUGCACACCAGAAAUGAGCGAUGCCCAGUUACAAGUUUUUACUUGCUCCUGUUGUUCUUUUUCCUAUACAUCUGAAAUUUACCUCCACAAACACAUUAGGAGAUGCCACUGUGAUAAAUAUGAGAGCAUGCUGAAAUCAGGAGAGAUUAGACUUCAAAAUCCAACUCCCACAGGAAAAAAUACUUAUUACUGCUCACAUUGCGGGAAGAGUUUCAUUCGGCAAACUGAUCUUCUGCUGCACCAGCGCAUUCACACCAGAGAGAGACCGUAUCACUGCACAGAGUGUGGGAAGUGUUUCAUCCAACAAAGUGAUCUCAAAAAACACCAGCUCAUUCACACGGGAGAAAAGCCGCAUCUCUGCUCACAGUGUGGAAAGGGGUUUAUUCGGCAAAGCUACCUCAAUAAACACCAACUCGUUCACACUACAGAGAAGCCGUACCACUGCUCACAGUGUGGGAAGAGUUUUAAGCGAGUGAGCCAACUUUCGUCACAUCAGCGCAUUCACACGGGAGAGAAGCCGUAUCACUGUACACAGUGUGAGAAGAGUUUUAAUCAGAGGAGUCAUCUCCAGAUUCACCAGCUCGUCCACACAGGAGAGAAACCAUAUACCUGCUCAGAGUGUGGGAAGAGCUUCGGUCGACAAGGUGAUCUUCAAACACACCAGCGCAUCCACAUUGGCGUAAAGUCGUAUUUUUGCUCAGAAUGUGGAAAGAGUUUUAUUCGACAAGGUGACCUUCAAUCACAUCAGCGCAUUCACAAGGGAGAGAAGCUAUAUCAGUGCUCGGAGUGUGGCAAGAGUUUCCUUCGGCAGAGCGACCUCAAGCGACACCACCGCAUUCACACGGGAGAGAGGCCGUAUCACUGCACCAAAUGUGGGAAGAGAUUUAUUCAGCCAGGUGGUCUUAAACUGCACCAGCUCAUUCAUACAGGAGAGAAGCCGUAUCACUGCAGUCAGUGCGCAAAGAGUUUUAUCCGACAAAGAGAUCUAAAUCGACACCAGCACAUCCACACUGGACAGCAGCCGUACCUCUGUUCAGCAUGUGGGAAGAGUUUCAGUCGACAGAGUUAUCUCCAACAACAUCAACGCACUCACACGGGGGAGACCCUGUGUCACUUAGACUGAGGGACUAGUUUUUGGCACGAGACUCUCAACAAACAGCACAUCAUUCACAAAGGAAAUAGGGGGUUAGGAUGAUGCAAUUUAUCCUGUAAUGACAUUACAAUAAAAUUUCAUUUAAUUUUUUAUUUCCACUAAUUUUUGCCUAAAAUCAAUACCAGCUAAUUAAAAAGUAAGGUUGCUGAUGUAAAUUAGUUAUGAUGGCUAUGUUACCUUAGGAAUGCAUGCACACAUACUAUUUUUGGGUGUCCGUUGUUUAGUUCUUCGGUGUUCGCAAGGUAGUCAUCCAUAGUGGUCAGCCUCAGGUUUGUUUUUGUUUUUUUCUCAUACAGAGAACUUUAAGGAUUACCAUGAGAAUAGUUUACGUUAAAGUGCUGCAAAUGUGGACUUUGGAAAACCUUCAGUGUAAUCAGCAUGAAGCAUAACAAGCUAAUACUGCGCAAUAAAACUAACCUGUAUCACAAGAAUGUUUUCUUUGUUAAAAAUUAUGCACAGAGGAUAUUAAUUUCAAUAAACUUUUGUUUCA